Messenger RNA from Cladophialophora bantiana CBS 173.52, 3177 nucleotides. RefSeq lists its product as uncharacterized. The record is from RefSeq and is a predicted model, not a curated record. Lineage: Eukaryota; Fungi; Ascomycota; Eurotiomycetes; Chaetothyriales; Herpotrichiellaceae. Gene Ontology annotation, molecular function: transcription factor binding; rDNA binding. The transcript has a single exon. The coding region runs from base 1 to 3177 and encodes 1058 amino acids. Gene Ontology annotation, biological process: regulation of DNA-templated transcription. Gene Ontology annotation, cellular component: nucleolus.
AUGUCCAAAAAAAGAAAGAGAGAAGUCGACGUCGAGCUUGUCAAAGUCUACGAAGACUUGGGUGACGUCCAGGAGAACAUUCGUCUUGCCGCUGCCCACACGCUGCUCUCCAAAAUCUACAAGCCAGGCAUCACGAGCCAUGAACAGACCAAAACUAUUCUGACGCGGCUCUUCCGUGGACUCUGCAGCAGUCGCAAAUCGGCUCGGCUCGGCUUUUCUGUCGCCUUAACCGAACUUCUUUCACAACUUGCAGUUACCCCGGUUUCGUCCGCCGAAAGCGAUGUUCCUGUCUCAAGUGUCAUUGACAUCCUUGAGGCCGAGACCUUGCCGGAGAGGGGCAUAUCUGGCCAAGACGAGCGAGAUCAUUAUUUCGGGAGGGUGUUUGGUGCUGACGCCAUCUUAAAGUCGGGAAUCCUCUUCUGCAAGAAAGCAGAUCAAAGUCAUUUCACGCGCCUGCUAGACAUUGUUUGUGCUUUAGCAGUCAAGAAACCAUGGCUUCGUCAAGAAUGCGGCUGGGUACUCUACAAUUGCAUUGCCUCCGACGAGAACGAGCUGCCGGAAAAGUUUGCACUGGAAAUAAGUGAGGGCCUGGUUGCGAGCAGGCUCAUACGUACGCCUGAAGGGGUGGCGAUCUGGCUAGUGACGUCUAAGCGAUUCCCGAAUGCGAAACUGCCCAAGUCGGCUUGGAAGAGCGGUCAUCCACUGGCAAAGAAAGAUGUUAACAUCCUUGCCGAUAUUCUCAAAGAUGCGAGAGUCCAGCAAGCGGAAGGGGAAUCCGACCUGAAUGCUCAAGGUUCUGCCAGAUGGUCUGCGAAUCUGCAUUUUGCCUGGGAUAUUGUACUUGCCGAAACUUUUCCGAACACGCCUGAUGGAUCUGGGGAUUGGAAAGAUGCGAAGAAAAGCGUCCGAAACGACACUAAACUCGCAUUCGACCUGUUCUGGAAAGUCGUUGUGGAUGAAAGCCUCUUCGCACCUGCUAGCAGUGCUGAGCGGAAAUCCUGGGGGUUCAGCCUUUGGAAGAAGGUCUUCGAAACAGCUCCCCAACAGCUAUUGAUCUAUACAUUCACGCCGCAAGCGACUCGGUGCUUGGCCAACUCCCUUAAGAGCUCGGAGAGAUUUCUACUGAGAUCUGCCCAAAAACUGUCUCAGAUCAUUAAUACCCGCUUGACGGAGACUGAUCCCUGGAAUCAGCGUGCUCAUCUUGCGGGUACCUACGUUCGAGCGCUGUUACAGAGUGUCUCUUUCAGCGACUUUGAUCAGGUCACUAAAUCAAAAACUCUGCAGAGCUUGUUCGAAGCAGACAAUUUGGAUGUGCUUAAGGGCAUCAAGUCUACCCUGACUAAUCUUUUGCUCGGAUCUCUUCAAGAAGAGGACAAGAAAGCGACUCUUUUGCAACAGAAAACGAUUAUAAAUCUGGAGUGGAAGAUGCUUUCAGCAAGGCUCCGUCGCUGGGAACACUUUCAAAUGUCACACGAGCACGAGAUUGAGAAUGCAGAUAAGGAACUCGUUUCCAGCAUACUCAAGUCAUGGCUCAGAGAAGUAUGUAUCUCGCCAACUGCGAAAAUCCCGGAGAAUCUCAACCGUGAUAUUCAGCCUGUACUGCUACCAAAGACUCGCGACUUUGCGAAAGAGCGUCUGAGUUUAUCCUUUGAGCAAGCUCUCAAGCUCGGGUCUCUAGGCUGUUGGUUGUUGAAGGACGUUGUCCUUCAUCUUCGCAAGUUAGAGGUCCUUCAUGUCCGGAUGGCCUCUGCCUUCGAGGACGAUAUCAACGGCAUAGUGCAGACAGCCUGGCAAAAUUUGACAGACUCUCAGAUCAAUACCCAGAUGUCCUCGAAAGCCGACCGGGGUCCAGCGGUGUCCUCGAAAAAGCCUGUUCAUGCAAAAGUUUUGUCGUCCUCAGAGGGACUGUGUUUGCUUUAUGCACUAUUACUUUUUCAAAUCUACAGUGGGGAGACGGAGGCUGUAGAGAUAUUGCAGGAAGUGCUAGUCAACUGGGGUCGACGAAAGGAUAACCAGAAAGGAAGUGUGACAACUAACAGUGGACAGGAGUCUGCAGAUGCUAUUAUGGAGAUUCUUCUCAGCUUUGUGUCAAGACCGUCGAAGUUCCUGAGGCGAAUCACUGUCCAGAUUUUCGAUGCUUUUGCCCCCAAUAUCACUGCUACUGGUCUCGAGGCUAUGUGUCGCAUCCUCGAAACGAAAGAGAACCUUCGAGGCCAACAAGAGAUGUUCGAUGCGGGCGGAUUCGAAAACGAGGAUGAAGAGCACCUUGCUUCCGACUCGGAGAUGGAAGGACUAGACUCAGAAGUCGAAGUCGAUUCGGUUUCGGAGUCCGAUGAAUCAUUGGACCAAGCAGACUCUAGCUCUGUAUCGGCACAUUCUAAUGACAAUUCAGAAGAAGAUUCAGUUGACACAUCUAGUAGUUCUGAGGCAUCAGAGGGUGAGGAUGAGGAGAAUGAAGAGGACGAAGAGCUGGCUGCAUUUGAUGCAGCUCUUGCAUCGGCUUUGGGGACUCGGCGACUCAACCAAGACGAUCUCGCUGCCGCGUCAGAGACUGCUGAUUCCUCUUCCGACGCAGAUAUGGGCGACGAUGAAAUGAUGCAACUGGAUUCAAAGCUUGCAGAAGUCUUCCGUGCGCGAAAUGAACAGCAAUCAAAGAACAAAAAGAAAGAGGCGAAGGAGGCGAAAGAGACCAUCGUGAAUUUCAAGAACCGCGUGCUCGACCUGAUCGAGUCGUAUUUGAAACACCAGCAACACAACUCGUUGACCAUGGACUUGAUUCUGCCUCUCCUCAAACUUGCAAGGACCACGCCAACAAAGCAGCUUGCCGAUCGUUCCUGCAAUAUCCUACAACAAUUUUGCUCGCGGUGCAAAGGACCCAAUGUACCCGAGUUACCUAGUGACUCCUACAGUGGGCAUGCUGUCGAUAUUCUCAAAUCAAUCCAUGAGGAAGCGCGCAUGGAGUCUUCGCACGCUCACUCAAAUGUGGCAAGCCUAUCGAGCAUUCUUGUCGUGAAGGCCCUUGUCAAAACCAAUCCAACGAAUAUCAGGACGAUUGUUGAGACAUACGCGUCAACAAGACUGAGGCAACUAACAGACAAGAAAUGUCGAGUUCUACCGGGGUUUUUCACAGACUGGAACAAUUGGUGCCAAAGUACCGCAGGCAAGCUAACGGGAUAA